Messenger RNA from Sesamum indicum (sesame), 2143 nucleotides. The record is from RefSeq and is a predicted model, not a curated record. NCBI's taxonomy places the organism in Eukaryota, Viridiplantae, Streptophyta, Magnoliopsida, Lamiales, Pedaliaceae.
CACUUCACCCCCACCGAAUCUCUGUCCAUGUCCCUAUUUCUCCGAGGCAAACCCCGGGGCUCUCAUUCUGAAGGGUUUUCUAUCCAUUCACCGUCUCAAAGUUAAACAAAUCGCUCCUCUGUAACCCGAGCAUCUCUGCUCUCUGUCUGUAGGCAGGGUUUUCUUCACUAAAUCCUCUCAGUCGAAGUGUUUCAAGUGGAGGGGGGAAGAACAGAACUCAGGGAAAGUAGCAUACGAACAAGGUCCUUACUCUGCCAUCCUUUCAGUUUGCUUCCAGAGGAACUUCUAGUCAUAAAUAUAUUCUUUCAGACGACAGAAUGGUUGACGAGGCUUUUAAUGAGAAGCUACUGACUGAGAAACUGUCUAAACUCAACAGUUCUCAGCAAAGCAUUGAAUCUUUGUCUCGGUGGUGCAUAUCUCACCGUAGAAAGGCUAAGCAAGUUGUUGAAACAUGGGAGAAAGUAUUCAAAUCUGCACAGCGCGAGCAACGGGUUUCCUUUUUAUACUUGUCCAAUGACAUACUGCAGAAUAGCAGGCGCAAGGGCAGCGAAUUUGUGAAUGAAUUCUGGAAGGUUCUUCCAGCAGCUCUCAAGGGUGUUUAUGAUAGUGGCGAUGAAAAUUGCAGAAAAGUUGCCUCCAGACUGGUUGACAUCUGGGAAGAAAGAAAAGUUUUUGGAUCUAGAGGCCAAAAUCUGAAGAAUGAAAUACUGGGAAAUAAUCCGUCUCCAAUCAAUAAUGGGAAGAAUUCAAAUCCUAUCAAGGUGGUAAAACGAGAUGCCACCUCAUUGAGAAUUAAAUUGGCUGUUGGAGGUUUGCCAGAAAAAAUUGUAACUGCUUUGCAGUUGGUACAUGAUGAAGCUGUCAGUGAAGAAGCAGCCUUAAAUAAAUGUCGCAAUGCAGUUUCUUGUGUACAGGAAAUAGAGAAAGAUGUUGUGAAUGCUUCUUCUCAAGGAAACCUGCAUGGGUCUGAUGUGCUAGAUAAUAUACAGAAACAGGAGAACAUUAUUCAGCAAUGCAUUAGCGAACUUGAAAACUGUGAAGCAGUUAGAGUUGCUCUGGUUUCCCAGCUUGGAGAAGCACUUCAGGAUCAAGAAUCAAAGCUGGAGCAGAUUCGGAAUGAGUUACUUGUCGCUCGGGGUCAUAUUGAGCAAGCAGCUAAUAUGAGACUCCAGCUAACGUCAACCUCCUCAGUGCCACCAACCAUGAGCCAGCCAAUGAUGGAACCUGCUUUUACUCCUGUCCUGCCGCCAAUCAAUAUGACUCUGCCUCCACCCGUGCAUCCUGUGACUUCAUUUGCAAACUCAAACGAAGAGGAGAGCAAGAAGGCAACAGCUGCUGCUGUCGCUGCAAAACUGGCCGCUUCAACAUCUUCGGCUCAGAUGCUUACAUCUAUUCUCUCAUCCCUUGUAGCGGAAGAGGCUGCAUCAAUGAGCAGUGGCUUGAAAAGGCCUAAGUUAGAGCCACCAAUGGUGUUUCCAGACGCCAAGAAUUCUGAAGGAGCUAAUCCAGCCUAUUUUCCUACCUCGCAGCAGGCAAUGACUAAUAUGCCGCCUGUUCAGUCUGCCAGUACACAACCUCUUUCCCAGUUACAAUCUCCAUUCCUCCCACCUCCGCCACCUCCCCCACCGCUUGCACCGCCGGCUACUUCCCCUGCAAAUCAGUUAGUCCAAUCUAAUAUGACAGGACUACCAUAUGGCUAUGGAGCUAGCAACUUAUUGCCUCAACCACCGUCUUCAAAUGCUGCCCUCGGGUUUCCUCGGCCAGGCCCAGCACCUCAGCAAACACAACAGAACCAGCAACAGCAGCCGCUGCAACCACCGGCAAGUGGUGGAUACUACAGGCCGGUAGGUAUUGGAUUUUAUGGGCAAAGCCAUCAGCCCUCGACUCCUCCAAUUAACCGGCAGUAAAUUAUUACUGGUAAACUGUGGAUCCUGUAUCAGUUUUGUACAUUAAUGGGAUAGUCUGUUUCGGCUAGAAACUUUCCGACAGUUUCUGUGUAGUGUGUGCUAUCCUCCUGUUCGUGACGUGUCAUUAAAAUUGUAUCCUUCACAUGGUACUUGUAGCUAAUGUAAACUAAAUGUAGAAUUUUGAAUAUUUAGUCACAUAUGGGCCAGGAUCAAUAUUCAACAGGGAGUUUGAUUUU